ACUUGUCAAAUUCGAAUAAUAAAGCGGUUUAUGUUAUUUUAAAAUUUUGUUUCAAGUAAGCUAAGUAUGCCUGCAGAAGUAAUUAGUCUCGCGAACGUCUAUGCAUUUUUGAAAAAUGCCUACGAUUCUAUAGAUUUUCUUUUGGCACCCGCUCCAACCUACAUCCAAUCUUUGACGGAAACAGAUUCCAAAAUUGUUUUCGUUUACAAAUAUGAUGAGAUGCGAAGUAGAGUAAUGCUCACCGAUGGAAACGUAUAUAGUCCUAAAACAAGUAACACGUCUCAGCAAAAUUUAGAUUUAACCGGAUCGCCACUCAAAGAUGAUGUGAAACUGGAGGAUCUCAACAUUUCGGAUGAGCAGGGAUUAAUGAUCUGUUUGGAUAAUCCAUGGUUGGAGAAAGAAGAAUGCUAUACACCCAUCCCAGCAGAGAAGGCACGAGCAGUUUUGCAAGAAGUGCUAUCUAACAAAACUCUCGGUUCCGGAAGCCUGUGGGCAUUGUGCGAUGGACGCGAUAUGGAUCAAACUGUUCUGCUUCAAGCUGAAAUUAACGGAUCGAAUAAGUUCACAAGAGGGGUCGUCAAGCUCUUAGGCUGCUUUCCGGAUGAUCAGAUUACAAUGGUCAAACUACAGCGAUGUCACGAGACCAAUGCUCACGGGACAACUAAAGAACUGGAAACAAACAUCGAUUUGUGGCAUAAAAUCCAAUCUCAUAUAAGUAUCAAAUUACAUUGGACAAGCCACGCCAAGCAACCUUCGUUUUGCAUUAACAAGAAGGCCGAUAUAUUACUACGGCAGACAAUUCGAGUUAAUGACACACAUUCAGUCGCUGAGUAUUUUUGGAGUCAAAUACAUUUGCUGGAUCAAAUUAAGGAAAAAAUUCUGCAUAUUCACAGUGAAGGCAGAUUGAACUUUGGGAACGAAUCUUUUGCCGGAUCACUUGAUGUGGAUUUGAUCAAAGAAAAAGUUCACAAGAUUUUGACUGAAUUUUGUAUGGUUGAGUCAACAGACUACAAGUUAGCUCAGAUAGGAUCGAUAGUUGAACGUGUCAAAAAUAGAACUGCAACUGAUGUCACUGAUAGGUUGUGGAGUGUGCUAAAAUAUUGCUCGGGAUAUGAAGAUCUGAAGGAUGUUCUAACAUAUAUUUUCAAGGCGUCUUCUAAAAGCAACCUCGCGAACAUUCCAAGUAACAAUAAUCGAUUGGCGCAACUUAUAAAAUCUAUAGCUCAAGGACGACUAGCCAUUCCUAUGCUAAGCGGAGCGGAACCACUAGAACUGCUGUUGGAAAUUGGUUUAGAGAAAAUAUUCAAUGAUUAUCAAAUCAUUUUUCACGAGAGCAAAAUAUGUAAUUUGGAUUUAGCAAAUGUUGGUAGAAAUGAAACAUCCAAUGGUUCAAAAAGUAAUUUACGAGCGUCCAGUAUACGCAAAUCAAUGUACGAAUCCGUACAACCAACGUCGACGAAAUUGUCUCAAACCCGGAAGACGGCACUCCUCUCUGGAACCGGAAGCACAGAUUUAGAUGAAGAUGCUGGAGCAAUUCGAAAUAGUUAUUUCAAUGCAAACGAUGCUAAUUUUAAAAUAGGAAAAUUGGCACAAGUUCAUUUAUUAUUAGAGCAUUUGCUGUCGAUCGAAACUCAUCUAAAACUCAACAGUAUUUAUGCUCAAGUCGCUGAGGAAUACUUUUCUCGGGCUACAGUCAGUUUUGAAGAGUUGCAGUCUCGUAAAACCGAUCACUUGGAAAUUCCCAUUAUGAAUAAUAAGAUCAUCGAACUAGUGGAAAACUCUGUUCCCUAUAUUAGAAAAGUACGAAUGACUAGUCGAAAUAAGUUCCGAUCAGUGCAAAGCACAUUCUAUCAAAGCACAGAUCCAAUUUUGCCAACGAAUUUGUUUACUCAAUUAAAGGCUGUGUCAGGUGAAAUGAAAAAUUCCUAUUGGUGUCUGGAGUACACUAAAAUAACUAAUAUGUGAGUUAAUUCAACCGUGAAAUCAUUGUGAAAAAAUCGAAAGCAACGGAACUAGUUCACACAAUGAAGCGUCAAGUGGAUCUUAAAGGAAGAGGAAUACUCAUUAUCGGUAAUAUUAAAACUUAUGUUUUACUUUGGCACAAAUUAUUUUACCGAUAUCUUGAAAUUGUAAUAUAGGAAUUUGAAACAGUUAUCUCGGUUUCUUGGCUCUUAUAGAAGCUCAUUUUUUUUUGCGAAAGAAAUUUGGUUUACGAUUUCAAAACUAUUAAUUAUCAUUAAAAAGGGUAACUUUAGUUUGAAAUACUGAAUAAGAAAAAAUCAGCAUGUUAAAGGGAAUAUUGAUUACUUUUUUUGUUACUUCUUAAGUUUAGCUUUCUUCUUUUUUCGCGUUGUGAUUUCUUUG
This is a messenger RNA of Malaya genurostris, 2364 nucleotides long. RefSeq names its product protein zwilch (gene Zwilch). Gene Ontology annotation, biological process: mitotic spindle assembly checkpoint signaling; protein localization to kinetochore. The transcript has 3 exons. NCBI's taxonomy places the organism in Eukaryota, Metazoa, Arthropoda, Insecta, Diptera, Culicidae. Bases 67 to 1965 code for a protein of 632 amino acids. Gene Ontology annotation, cellular component: RZZ complex. The record is from RefSeq and is a predicted model, not a curated record.